AUUCGGUUUUCGUCUUUCUUUUUAAGUUCAUCUACUCCACGAGUCGAAUUACUUCUUCAAGCUUAAGCUCCUCAAGCUAUGGCCACCACUCUCCUCUACCUCUCCCUCUUCCUCUUGGCCUUUUCCUCUGCCGAGUCGCAAUCCUUCAUCGGCGUGAAUUAUGGCCAGGUAGCCGACAACCUUCCGACGCCGGAGGCGACGGCGAAGCUACUCCAGACCACCACCAUUGGUAAAAUCCGGCUGUAUGGCGCCGAUGCUGCGAUCAUCAAAGCCCUUGCAAACUCUGGAAUCGGAAUCGUCAUCGGUGCCGCCAACGGUGACAUUCCGAGCCUAGCCUCCGAUCCUAACUCGGCGACUCAAUGGAUCAAGACCAACGUGCAGCCCUUCUACCCAUCCAGCAACAUCACUUUGAUCACCGUCGGUAACGAGGUCAUGACCUCCGGCGACCAGGGUUUGAUCUCGAAGCUCCUUCCGGCAAUGCAAAAUGUCCAAAACGCCCUCAACUCUGCCGGGCUCGGCGGCGACAAGAUCAAAGUAUCGACCGUGCAUUCGAUGGCGGUGUUGACCCAGUCGGAUCCACCGUCUUCCGGGGCGUUCGACCCGGCGCUCCGAGACACGUUGAAGCAGUUGCUGGCGUUUCAGAAGGAAAACAAAUCUCCCUUCGCGAUCAACCCGUACCCGUUUUUCGCAUAUCAGAGCGACCCGAGACCGGAAACGCUGGCGUUCUGCCUUUUCCAACCUAACUCGGGUCGGGUUGAUUCGGGUAAUGGAAAGCGUUACACCAGCAUGUUCGAUGCCCAGGUUGAUGCUGUUCAUUCCGCAUUGAGUAGUGUAGGAUUUGAUGACGUGGAGAUCAUGGUGGCGGAGACAGGUUGGCCGUCACACGGGGAUAGCAAUGAGGUGGGACCGAGUGUUGAGAAUGCAAAGGCCUAUAACGGCAACCUCAUUGCUCAUCUGAGAUCAUUAGUUGGGACCCCUUUGAUGCCUGGAAAAUCUGUGGACACUUUCAUUUUUGCACUCUAUGAUGAGGACUUGAAGCCUGGUCCUGCAUCAGAACGCUCCUUUGGCCUCUUCAAAACCGAUCUUACCAUGACUUAUGAUGUUGCCCUCACCAAGACCAGCCAGCAGACUCCAACUAAUCCCAAGACUCCGGUUAUGCCAGCGCCUACAAGUGCGCCCGGAUGGUGUGUGGCGAAAACCGGCGUGUCUGAUACUCAGUUGCAGGCGAACUUGGACUAUGCUUGCAGCCACGGGAUAGACUGUGGACCAAUUCAACCGGGAGGGGCUUGUUUUGAACCAAACACAGUAGCCUCUCAUGCUGCUUAUGCCAUGAAUCUGUAUUACCAAACACAAGGCAAAAAUCCUUGGAACUGUGAUUUCUCUCAGACAGCAACGCUCACAUCCCAAAAUCCAAGUUACAAUGCUUGCACUUACCCUGGUGGGAGUACUUGAAAACACAAGCUUUUUGAUGUUGUUGAUGAGUGAUUGCGUUUUGAUUUGACUUAAUGAAUAAGGGACUGUAUUUUGCCCUCUUCUAUUUAUAUAUAUUGUUUAAUAUCAGCCAAUUGUAAAAGAGUUCCAAUUCCCAACUUGGCUUGUCCAUUAUAUAUUGAAUGUAAUUAUGUUGGGGCGUAGAAAAAGUGAUGCGAGGGCCCUUUUUGUCCUAACUGAAAAAUCCCGAGUUCAAUAAAACAAAGCAUUCAGAAAAAUUG
Molecule: messenger RNA, 1712 nt
Organism: Prosopis cineraria
Lineage: Eukaryota; Viridiplantae; Streptophyta; Magnoliopsida; Fabales; Fabaceae
Product: glucan endo-1,3-beta-D-glucosidase-like
Exons: 5
Coding region: 79-1452 (457 amino acids)
Biological process (GO): carbohydrate metabolic process
Cellular component (GO): plasma membrane
Molecular function (GO): hydrolase activity, hydrolyzing O-glycosyl compounds
Source: RefSeq, a predicted model, not a curated record